Molecule: messenger RNA, 6997 nt
Organism: Trichobilharzia regenti
Lineage: Eukaryota; Metazoa; Platyhelminthes; Trematoda; Strigeidida; Schistosomatidae
Source: the annotation of a GenBank genome assembly
UGCGUCUUGCGUUACGGCUCGGACUGUGAGGAGGCUACAGUCAGUUUCUAGGUCAUGAUGAGUUCCUGCGUCGGCCAGUUAUAUGUUUUCGUGAAUUCGUUUUCCAUUGAAUUUUAAAGGUUUUUCUGGAUGUUUUGCUCAUUUUGCAGUGUGUAGGUCAGUUUUUGUCACUGAGUGCUACUAUUUAGCUUAUUUUUAGCCUGAAGUUCACAGUUAUUAUGUUGGUAGUCCAAGAUCUUGGACUAAUAAUCGAUUAUUGUAAACCUGCAAUCAUUGAGCUAAUUAACGUAUACUCGGCUAAUAUAGUAACAUAGACUAUGCUAAUAAUAGUAACAUUAAACUCCCUUACUGUUUUGCCAUUGCAAAGCUAGCAUUUUUUUCGUGCGCAUUGCAGACUUUUUGGGGCAAAACCUUCGUGUAGAUCUACUUACGUGGGACAGUGUCCCGAAGUUUGCCCCAAAAAGUCUGCAAUUUGCCCAAGUCCACCCAAAAGUCUGCAGUGCACCCGAAGUAUGCCCCCCAAAGUCUGCAAUGCGCCCGAAAAAAAUGCUAGCUGGGUGUUUCACAGUGAACCUGUGCGCUGAUUUUCCAGCAUGAGUGGCACUAAAUCGAACCUACUGGGUUUGCUUAUCAACGUUGUUCCAGCCCUCACAGGACAUAGUAAGCAUGGACUAGCGUUACUCCCGAGUGGAAAGUUUUGAUCCAGUACGCAUGCUGUAGCUGUCUUUUUAAGCACGACCUGUGUCAUUUCAGAACAUGGUGGGUAAAUAUGAUCUUCAGUUACCAUAAAAAGGCAUUAUCGAGGAAUAGGUUAGAAAAAAUUUAGAAGUGUUUUAAGCUUGGUGGUGCUGCGGUCCAAGUGAUAAAUCGUAUUAAUCACCGUUAUUCAGGAUAUGCUAUGAACCGGAAAUCCUCAGCUGAAAAACGUAUAAAUAAGACACAGAUCGGUGUAAUUUAUAACAGACUCCAAAUUGCUUUCAUCACGAAACAAUCAACCAAAGUAUGCUUUAAACUGUUGCUCUCAGCCGUUUGAAGGGAAAUUUACUUAAUCCCAAAGGUCAUUGAAUCGACAACUUAAAAAAGUAGAUUAGUUAAUACAUACAUUUAUCUAUAUGUACUAAUUAAGGAUACACUAAAUUUUUAGAAAUUGCAGUUGAAUUUUAUUCGCCUAGUAAUCAAAAAUGCACACAUCCUAUUUUGGACUUAAAAUAAAUGCAUCGAAAUUAUUGUUAGUUUAUAUUCAGUUACUAGGCAUUCUCAUACAUCUUAAUGUACUUUAAACACCACCAAUGCAUCCAAAUAACGUGUGACUAUCACACUACACUCAUACCAAAAAAAUUAACACGCCAUUAUAUAAUGGUAAGGUAAGCCUUAAAUCAUACUGACUGUAAAUUUCCGUGUCAAAAUAAAAAGAUUGCCGCUUUAACCUAUAUUUUAGACCAAUAGGAAGCCAGCUAACCAACAGCCAAUCAAAAUCUGCCUAUAUCUAUUUUCACUGAGUAAGUGGGUUUUUCGUGGUGAUCGCCGUGGUAUAGAGUCAUGAGGAGUUCUGCUAAUAAUUUCACCGGUUAAGACAGCUGACUGAUUUGACGAAAAUUCAUAGUUUCAGCAAUGCCAUGCAUAUAUGUGUAUGUCGUCGAAUUUCUAUGAGAAACUAUACUUUCGUUCAAGUAUAGUAAGAAACAAGCACCACGAAAUCUUAGGGUUUAUGCGAGCACAUCGGAAUAAAGCAACAAUAAAGAAUAGAUAUCAAAGUGGCUUUUAAUCAACCAAUAAGAUGACUCAGCGUAACACAUGGAUGGUGUUCAUUAUCUUCGUUGCAAGUUUCACUCAGAUGUUUUAUUACCAAUAAUACGAGAACAGUAAAAAGUAGACACCGGAGCCAAAUGACCUUGAAUCCGCAAAGUAUAUUCUUCUAGGUGAAAAAUGGCAUUUACUUUAAGACAUGUUAUAAAACCGAAUUAUACAGGGCUUAUAUCUCUAAUCUACUGUAGCAACUGAUCCUAUUUAUUUAUAGGAGUGUCUGCAGACAUACCAAACCAAUGUUAAUACAAAAAGUCCAAGUGGCUGUAACUAAUAUCGGGGACCAUUUACUAUUAUAAUAAGGUGUUUUAGAUGAACCCAGAGUCCUUCAAUAGAAUUUGUACGAGUUCCACUUAUGCGACCUACUAAUUCAGAAGUAUGAUUGAUUUUAGGAUGAAUAUAGUCUAAUGGCAAAGUAUGUGCCAACGGUCAAAUAAUCUUGAACUCACCAACGACAUGAUAUAGGAGACUUUUGCCCAUAAAAUACAUAUAUUCAUGACAAUUAUGAAUUGAAAGGCAUGACACUGUUACACAGGAUACCCUUCUCUGUCGUGUGACAAAAAUACUUAGUUUUGGAUUGGAGUACCAACAGAGUAACUUAACCACAUUCUAUGCAUGGAGUGAUGUAGGUCUUCUAAACCUAACAAUACCCGUAAUCUUUCCUUAUCCUAACCCUAACGGUGGAAUAUCUCUAAACUAACCAUAAUCUAACUCAAAACAAUACUAACGUCUCCUAUAUUGGGUUUAACUAAUCCUAGAACUCAAUUUCAUUUUUCUCGAACCGCAGCUGAAACAUCCCAGGUAUCUUACUUACAACUACAGUAUAAUUAACCAGAUUUCACUAAGUUUCUCACUGAACGUUUCAAGGCCAUCGGUGUGGUCGCACUCUACUGGUACUUACUAGUGCUUAAAGUUCAACCUGGCCCUAUGGGGAAUAAAAUAAGCCAUUAGGCUUAGUUUGUUGACCUCUACAAAGCCUGGUCGUAGAUGGUCUCAGUAUAUUCCAUUGCGAAAUGAUGCUAGGUCCUUUGGAUACGCUAAAAAGCCCCCUUUGCUAAAUGCAUAAACUUGUGUGGAUUCGAAUUAUUGUUCUGGGUUUAUUAGAGUCAAUUUUAUGUAGUGCAAAACAUUUUAAUUCCCUAAGCUCUGUUAUAACUAUACAGAAAGUGUACGGCACUUGCUAACACAUUUGUAAGCUGGUUUAAGUGUCUUCAAUUUCUCAAGAGCUACUAUGGCUUUUAACUAAAGUGAUUAACUUGAAAAAUCUUCACCUUCUUAUUGUAUUUAUUUAGAAUCAUUAUUUCUACAAAAUGGAAUCAAAAGACAAUCCCCCUAAGCCUUUUGUGUUUCCAGUUAUGAAAAAAACCAUUGAAGAUUUGUUUACAAAGUCGAAAAUCACAAAAGAUGAUAUUGAAGCAUUUCAAGAUAAAUACUGGGAACAACUUGUUCCAAAUUUUAGUCAAGCAUUAAAACUUCUCGAUAUACAUGGAGUGCCAAGACACAAUAUUCUAUGGAGUAUAAACGAUCGCCUUAUGGAUGCUAUCAAGGCUAGAGUUGAUUCAAAACCUGAUGAUUGUGAUCAAAGAAAAUGUCAGAAACUAUGGCAGAAACUUAUCAAAACUGGUAUUGUAUACAUUCAUCAUCCAUAUAUGCGUUCUUUAAUUAUGCAGGUUCUUGGCAAAAUGAAUUCAAUUAAAGAAAGACAUGUUAAUUUAAUUGUUGACAAUAAAUAUUUGUAUGAUGAUGCACCACUACCCGUUCUGCGUCAUAUUUGGGUUGCACAUCCUCACAAAUUUCAAGAAGAAUUGGAUAAAGUUGUGGCAACAUUUCAGUCGACAUGGUCUUCUGCUAUUCUAGAUGCUCUUUCAAUGUCAAUUAUGUCAACGGCAACGACUACAGCUGAUCUUGUCCCCAUUCUGUAUUGGCCACCACGUCGGCGUAGACGUGAUCCAUCCAUUGUAAGAAUUGUUGAAAUGAUUGGAGAAGGUCAAGUCUUAUAUGAUAAGACGAUAAGUAUUCUACGCGAAGAAUGUACAAAACAUGAAAAAUCCGCUUUUUCACUUUUGGGACAACAAAUCAAAGGGGGGGUUACCACCGGUAACAGUUCAGUAGAUGAAACAGAUGAACCGUCAGCUAAACGAAGCAGACAUCGUACGUCGAGUAGAGAGAAACUGCCAGAAACACAGAGUCCCAAUAGUAAUAGUAAUCCAUCUAUCCCGUAUAUCCCAUUAGCUUUUAUGCCAAAUCAACCGUCAUUUGCUUCAGCCACCUUAUGUACACUGCGUUUCGAUUUAUUGAUGAGUUUAAAUGAGGCUAAGAUAGAUAGGCUAUGCGUUCCGGAUAGGAUACAUCGUUUUGUUUGGUGUUUAGAUGCAUGUGUACGGAAUCGUAGAAUUGAUCAACGGCAUGCUAGUGAAUUAGCUUAUCACUUACAGUUGCAACGUCGUCGAUGGGCAAAAGAGGCAGCAGCAGCAGCAGUGGCUAACGAGAAACAAGAGGCGGUUCACGAAGAAUCUGAACGCUGUCGUGGGAAAAAUGCCAAAAGUUCGAAAAGUGGUCGUAAACGAUCUCCUUCAAAUUCUGCUGCAGAGAAGAAUUGUGAUGCAGGCGAAACAGGUAGUAGAUUAUGUGAUGCAAAUUUGUUAGAAAGAGAUAUGCAUAUGGCUUGUCGAGAUCCAUGGGUUGUAUACACCAUUUGUACCUCUUUGAUUCGUUAUGUAUUGCAUGGACUUUACGAAGAUAAAGUACCUCGUGAUAUACCAGAAGUUCACUUACUUGUUCAUCUAUUAGUGCUUGGUCUAGGCGAUGAUUUGGUUCCACAUUAUUGCUUACAAUCUUCAAAAAGUAAAGAAACACAUAGUGGUGGUAGUGGUAAGCGUAGUACACCGUCGUCUUCAUCAUCGAUGUCAGCGUCGUCUUCAGAUGAUCCUGUAUUAAACUGUCCAGCUAAGGCUCUUAUCAGUUAUAUUCUACCAGCUGUUGCUCAGCUACAAGUUUCCACAUGGAAAGCUCAAGUAGCUGAAGAAAUCAUAACUGCAAGUAAUAGUGUAUGGUCAACUGGUGUAGAAGUUUCAGGUGGGACUGUUUCAACAUCCAGCCAACGACAAUCAUCGUCAUCAUCAUCGUCGCAUGAGUCGUCAAGAGAAUCAAUUAAUCCACCGCCUCCCCCACCAUUGGUUUGGCAGAAACGUAUUAAAGAUGCUACUCAAUGUACCAGUAUCAGUAUACCGCCUGGUUAUUUAGCCCAUCCAAUAGGCUAUCUUAUUCUACAAUACCAUUGUCUAUUUUGUUUGGAGCGUAAUGAAUUGGCAACACUUCGUGCAUUGUUAAAACUAGCUGUAACACUAGCACAAACACGUGGAAGUCGUGCUAGUAGUAGUGGAGGUGGUAGUAGUGGCAGCAGCGGCAGUCACAAUAAGCCGACUACACCUAAUCCGUCGUCGUCUGCGGCAUCGUCGUCAUCAUCAUCGUCAACGGCUGCUGCUGCUGCUGCCACGACACCAACAAAAGUUCAUCAUCAUCAUCAGCCAGACAUACCAGUUUAUAAUAAAUACGGUUUGUCUGUUGUGUUUCGUUGGCGUCCAGAGGUUUUACAGGCUCUAGUUUUGGGAAUUUCUCGUCUACCUCAAUCUGCUCCUGCUUUUGUCGACAGCAAUAGAAAUACUCAUGUGACUGAAGGUUCUGUUGAAUCUUCUUUAACCGAUGCUACUGGUCAGUCUGAUUCAGAUAAUAAUUCUAGCACUAAUACGUCAUCGACUUUAAAUCGUAAUAGUUCAAUUGUGUCUAGUGUUGUAUUGUCAGGUAGUGAUUUGAGCAGUAGUCUAACAACUGGCUUUAAUUCUAGUAGUAGUAGUUUAACGUUGAAUUCUCAAAGUUCUACUGUUGAUUCACAUUCUACAACUCCUUUAGGCUCACUAGUUACUCGUGUUAAUCUAGCUGGCCUUCUUCGAUCUAGUUUACCCUUAGUUAAUGAUGUACAAUUAUUAACUCUUGCACAGAUUGCCUUACUUAUGCCUGGGCCAACUAGUAGUAGUGGGAUAGUGAGUGCUGGUGCAUCCAGUAUUGCAGGCGGUGCUUCAACAUAUCCCUCAUCUUCUGACAAUGUCAGUGAAUUAGCUUCACCAGCUCCGACUGUUUUAAGUGAACGUGAAAAAAUUGUAAAUACGCUGGCAAGACAUUGUAUUUUAACACCGACUGGUACAGCAACAGCGGCAACAACAACACCAGCAGCAGUCAAUGAUUCCAAUUUAUUGUAUGAAUCAACUGGAUCACAAGCGGGUGGUGGUGGUAUUUCAGCAAGUGGUGCUGCAAGUGGAAGUUAUAAGUCAACAAAUCCAAGAGUUCUAGCCGCUUUAGAUGCCCUACGCAGAGAUAUUGAACGAUGUCAUAAUUCGCUUGCAUUACCACUGACGCCUACAAAUUUAGUUGGUAUUAAACCUGGCGGCUAUAGUUCAUCUAGCUCCUCGUCGUCAUCAAAUAAUCUGUUUACAAAUUUCAGUAGUUUUCAAAUGCCAGAUGCUUGGAUCUCUCCAUCUCCACGUAGUCCACAAUCAAGUAGUAAAUAUUCACGUCCUACUGUCGAUUCUAUACAGUCGUCGGCAAAUUCAUCUGGCUAUUCCACCUCCUACUCUUCCUCCUCUUCUUCAUCAUCUUAUGGACUACACUUACCUAUUGGAACACCCCUGACUAAUCCCGGACUGAUGGGUGCUACGCCUAGUCUAAGUAACCUACAUGUUGGACAAAGUCAAGUGAUGACAUCUCGUAAACCUUCCCAGCCACCUCCUCCUCCUCUGAAUCCUGGAGAGUUUCGAACUCCCUUAUCACCGAAUCCUUUUCAUCAACAGAAAAGUAGUCACAACAGUAGGUUUGGUCCUGAUUCCUCGUAUGCUUCAUGUCCAUCUCCAGCUGUGCAUCGAUCAUCGACAUCUCAAGAGAUGAUGAUGAUUAUUCCUAGAUCUCCGUCGCCACCUUCUUAGUUGGUGAAAUCAGAUGUAAUAGAAUUAAUUAUUGAACAUUUGUGUUUUUCAUUUAGUAAGAAGAUUGCUUGUUGUAUUUCGUAUAUAUAUACAUUCCUCUGUAUAUUAAAAGAAGCUUUUCUCUGAAAUUAAUAUUGUCUUCUCGAAUAAAUUCAUCGAAGAAUUGUAUCUGUAGCUUUCUGUCUUCUGCCUUUGAAUUGUUCAUCUGAAGUGGUGGC